UCUGCCUGUGAACCGAGCUCCGCCGAAUGUUUGGAAUUGUUGUGAUGGAAGGCCGCGGCCAUCUUGGAUGAGCGCCGCUCCGCAUCGAGCACCAACGGUCGACGGUAACGGCCGAGCAGCCAGCUAGCUAACCUAGAGAGAUUAACUUCAACCUGUUUCUCCUCGAAUGCGACUAUGCUUUAUUUUCGCUGUUUUCUGUAGUCAGUCGUUGCGCGCACAAAAUGGGAAGCAGUAGUUUUAAAGGCUUUGCGCCUAUAAUUUAGUAUAGGGCAGAGGCGUUGCUGGUCCUCGGUAUAUUUUUACAUUUCUGAAUUGAGGAGUUACUAUGAAUGGAGGAUAAAUGUUGCCAAAGGCUGACAGCAGCAGUUUCGUCCUCCUCUUCUCUCUUCUCUUCGUCCUCACGCUUACGGACCCACCACGGACAGGUCCACGGCUAGCUCUGGCAAGAUUAUUGUCAGAGCAACGCUGCAACCCUGGGCAGUUCGCCUGCCGCAGUGGGAAGAUGCAGUGUAUUCCCAUGUCCUGGCAGUGUGACGGCUGGACAGCAUGCGAGGACAAAAGUGAUGAGAUGGACUGUCCCCUCUUAAAGGAGGAAAGGUUUCGAUUUGAGGACGGAUACGAGCAGGUAGAAGAUGCUAUGGGUGUUGCUCAGCCAGUGCGCUUCAACAAGAAAUGCCCCAGCGGGUGGCAUCACUACGAUAAGACAGCCAGCUGCUACAAAGUCUACCUGAAGAAUGAGAACUACUGGCAGGCUGUGGAUACGUGCCAGAAGGUUAACGGCUCUCUGGCUACGUUCGUAACCAGUGAGGAGCUGCAGUUCAUACUGAAGAUCGAAGUGGAUUCUGAUGACAAAGUGUGUGAGCGCAGAGACCAGUGCAAGUUCUGGGUAGGCUAUCAGUAUGUGAUCACCAAUCGAAGUCACACCCUGGAGGGCCGCUGGGAAGUAGCAUAUAAAGGGUCAAUGCAGGUGUUUUUACCACCUGAAGGCUUAAAGAAGUUUGGGGAGACGUCUCCCUCCCAGGAUAAUGUCUUCUGCGCCCAGCUGCAACGCUUUCAGAUCAGGAGCAUGAAUGAACGAGGCCUGCACAGCUGGCACGCUGAAAACUGCUACAAGAAGUUCCCCUUCCUGUGCAAGAGGAGGCAGACAUGCGUUGACAUAAAAGACAAUGUCGUAAACGAGGGCUACUACUUCACCCCGAAGGGAGACGACCCGUGUUUGAGCUGCACAUGUCAUGACGGCGAGCCAGAGAUGUGUGUGGCGGCGCUGUGUGAGCGACCGCAAGGCUGCAAUCACUUUCAAAAGGACCCCAAGGAGUGCUGCAAGUUCACCUGCCUAGAUCCCGAUGGAAGCAGUCUGUUUGAUUCGAUGGCUAGUGGGAUGAGGCUGAUCGUCAGCUGCAUCUCAUCCUUUCUCAUCCUGUUGCUGCUGCUCUUCAUGGUGCACAGACUGCGUCAGAGAAGACGUGAACGCAUCGAAACUCUGAUCGGUGGAAACUUGCACCACUUCAACCUAGGACGACGAGUUCCAGGCUUCGACUACGGCCCUGAUGCCUUUGGAACUGGUCUCACUCCUCUGCAUCUGUCUGACGAUGGAGAGGGCGGCGCUUUCCAUUUCCAGGAGCCUCCCCCGCCGUACGCAGCCUAUAAAUACCCCGACAUCCAGCACCCGGAUGAUCCCCCCCCACCAUACGAAGCCUCCAUCAACCCAGACACCUUCCUCUACGUGGACUUCGGACACAGCGGGGUUUCCAUGGUGCCGAGCCAGAUGAACACUAUGGGGGACGGGCUGGAGGCCGACCUUCCCACCUCCCCUUGUCCAGUGCCAGAUUCUGUGCCAUCGUCUCAAGAGAGGGAGGACUCCAUAGAUAGCAGCACGCUCCUGGUGGGACCUGACACACCAACAGAUGGCCACAGCCCCGCUUCUCUGCCCUCAGACUGCACCUCCUCUCUCAGCACUGUUGUAUAGGAGCCACAGAGGGAGGGAUAUCAGGAGUUAGAACUGCAGGCUGUCGAUGUCGGCUUCAGGGAGUAGACCUAUAGUUUGUAUAGACGUACGAGAAGGAGCAGCUGACGCCUCCUUGCAGCGGGGCGUUUUUUUUUUUUUUCUGAAGACAUUUCAGCUGUUUGUUCUUUGUUUUUGAAGUCGCUGGCAUCUGAGGGAGCAACCCGAUAACUCGACGGCUGCACUUAUUUUUGUGCAGACUAGGAAAAAAAAGCUAAGAAGCAGCUAAAUUGGGUGAGAGCUCCCUGAGGAUCAGACUUUAUAGAGCCAAUGUUUUAGUCCAGCAAAGAGAGAAAACGACAAACCCAACUUGUGUUGCUUUGUGCGCUUUUUGUUGGCGUCACAGUUUGAAACUGCAGCAUCUUUAUUGAUCUCCAAGCUACUAUAACAUCCACUCCUUUCUGCCGCAGCAUGACCCAGAGCUGAUUAAAACCUUCUGCUCCCCCCCUUCAUUUUUACAAUCUGACCUAAGCAGCUGUCUUCCAGAUUUAUAGCGCAGAUUUGCAGAACCAGAUAUUUUUUAGCUCAGAGAUUAACUUUAAGGAGGCUGUUGGUAGUUGGGUUUUUAUCGGGUUAUGCUGGGGGAAAAAAAAAAAAGCUUUAGAUAUCAGAAGAAUGGUGAUGCUGAUAAUCAGUUUGGUGUUGUGUUCUGUUUGGUCUUAAUUUAUGACUGCAGUUUGAUUAUUUUGGUUGAUUGUUGGAAACAUGUAAGCUGAUUUAGACUUUGAUCAAUGAUGCAAUGUAGAGAUGGUUACAGAUUAAAUAUUAAAGCAUUUGAGUUUAUAGAAAGGGAAAAUCGCAUGUUAGUAGGGCUGGGCGAUAUGACCUCAAAUCGAUAUCACGAUAAAUUGGACAAUUUUACCUUGAUAACGAUAAAUGCUCCUGCUCUCUGAAAAUAAUGGCAGGUGUAGGAAAUGCAACUGAUCUAUUUUUCAUGUAUUUAUUGACCAAACCAGGUUACAUUUAAAUUGAAAUAAACAUAAAGUCUUGUAAACAUUAAAGUUCAAACUUUCAACAAUGUCUCAUUGAACAGGAGAAAAAUGUUACCUCUCGGAAAUAUUUUUGUGCAAAGGUAAUGGAGCCUUUUGCACGUCCUCAAACUCAACAGUGUGGUUUUGCUGUAGGUGGUGUCACUUUGGGUAGUUUUGGGUAGCAUUUCGCAUAUUCUUUUGCUCUACAUCUACUAUGGAACACAAAAUAUUUACAAAUUACAGACGUCAGAAUUUUUUUUGGGAACCAAUACGACAGGAUUAACUGAUAUUAUUUCGUUUACGGCUGUGUUAGCCACUUCUUAACUGGAAACCUCCAGUAGAACCAGACUCUGUGUGAGCGGCCAUCUGCCGAGGCCGACUGGGGUUCAAGGAGACAGAAGCAGAGAUACAAAAGGCAGCUAUAAACCAGCUCCACAGGUGUCCAGGUGUGUCCAGGAAACACACAGCCAGGCAGACAAGCUCCGGGUCAGCCCCCACGUCAGAGGACAAAGAGAGCCCAUCCAACCAGUCACAAUGAGAGAAACGGGACUACACUGAAAAACAGGCCAAGCUCCAACAUCUAUGAACAAAGGUGUUGAUGGCAGCAGCACAGCUGUUAUUUCUCUCCAGUAUGGUGUCUCAGCCAAA
Molecule: messenger RNA, 3621 nt
Organism: Cyprinodon variegatus (sheepshead minnow)
Lineage: Eukaryota; Metazoa; Chordata; Actinopteri; Cyprinodontiformes; Cyprinodontidae
Gene: dgcr2
Product: DiGeorge syndrome critical region gene 2
Exons: 11
Coding region: 341-1966 (541 amino acids)
Cellular component (GO): membrane
Molecular function (GO): protein binding
Source: RefSeq, a predicted model, not a curated record